AUGUGCAUCGACCCCUCCAAGCGGUACACGGCGACGAUGGACACCUCGAUGGGGGCGAUCACCAUCGCCCUCGAUGCGGCGGCUGCGCCCCUCACCGUCAACAACUUCGUGGGCGGCGAUCCCACCGGCACCGGCCGGGGCGGCCCCGGCUACCGCUUCGCCGACGAGCUGCCCAGGCCGGGCCGCUACGAGACCGGCUCGCUGGCCAUGGCCAAUGCCGGCCCCAACACCAACGGCAGCCAGUUCUUCAUCAUCAGCGGCCCGAACGGUGCCGGGCUCCCGCCUCAGUACUCGCUGUUCGGCAAGGUAGUGCGGGGGCUCGAGGUGGUGGACGCCAUGCAGAGCGUCGAGACCGACCGCAACGACCGCCCGCUCACCGAUGUGACCAUCAAUUCGGUGACGAUCGCCGAGUCGGACUGA
Messenger RNA from Geodia barretti, 420 nucleotides. The record is from the annotation of a GenBank genome assembly. NCBI's taxonomy places the organism in Eukaryota, Metazoa, Porifera, Demospongiae, Tetractinellida, Geodiidae.